UCUUUCUGCAAUUUGUCACUUGGGAUUGUCUUUUUUUUUUGUCUGAACACUAGGGAUGGUCUUGAGCUCAGCUGUAUUUGUGAAAUUUGGAAGCUUCAUGAUCUCUGUAAUAGACAAGCACAAGCAUUGAGAAGUUAAAACUGGCUAUGAACAAAUUUAAUUCAAGAGUUUUGAAUUUUUCCCACAAGGCUAAUCAAUUCAAGCACAAAGAGUUAGCCCAUCUCAUCCACAGCAUUGUGGAUUCAACCCAGUCUAAGUUCCAGGCGAAUUUACUCCUGAAUGAUUUGUCUAAGUCUGGUCGACUCGAUGAAGCCCGCCAGCUGUUCGAUAAAAUGCCGAGUAGGGAUGAGUUUUCUUGGAACACCAUGAUAGCUGCUUAUGCCAAUUCAGGAAGGCUAAAUGAAGCUAAACAACUAUUUGAUGCGACCCCAAGUAAAACCCCCAUCACUUGGUCUUCACUCAUAUCUGGGUAUUGUCGAAAUGAGUGUGAAAGUGAAGCUUUUGUAUUGUUUUGGCAAAUGCAGCUUGAGGGACACAGGCCGAGCCAGUACACGUUGGGCAGUGUCCUAAGGUUGUGCUCAACAUUGGUUUUGCUCCAAAGUGGUGAACUUGUUCAUGGGUAUGUGAUAAAGACCCAGUUUGACACUAAUGCCUUUGUCGUCACGGGUCUGGUUGACAUGUAUGCAAAGUGCAAGCGCAUUUCGGAAGCUGAAUAUCUCUUUGAGACUCUGCCAGACAGAAAAAAUCACGUGCUGUGGACUGUUAUGCUUACAGGGUACUCUCAAAAUGGUGAUGGUUUUAAGGCAAUGAAGUGUUUUCGGGACAUGCGAGCUGAAGGGGUUGAAUCCAAUCAGUUUACAUUCCCUAGCAUAUUGACAGCUUCUGCCUUAAUUUUGGCGAACAGUUUCGGGGCUCAGGUGCAUGGAUGCAUUGUUCAGAGUGGUUUUGGGGCAAAUGUGUUUGUCCAAAGUGCAUUGGUUGAUAUGUAUGUGAAAUGUGGAGAUCAUAAUAGUGCAAAGAAGGCACUAAAAAGCAUGGAGGUUGACGAUGUCGUUUCUUGGAACUCCAUGAUUGUUGGGUGUGUAAGGCAAGGGUUUACAGAAGAAGCUUUGUCCUUGUUUAAAGAAAUGCGUUCGAGAGAACUGAAGAUUGAUCACUUUACUUAUCCAUCUGUUCUAAACUCCCUUGCUGCACUGAAGGACAUGAAAAAUGCAAUGGUGAUUCAUUGCCUGAUUGUGAAGACUGGAUUUGAGGUUUAUCAACUUGUGGGCAACGCUCUUGUUGAUAUGUAUGCUAAACAGGGAAAUAUAGAUUGCGCACUUGAGGUGUUUAAGCAUAUGUCAGACAAGGAUGUUAUUUCAUGGACCUCCCUGGUAACCGGCUAUGCACAUAAUGGCUCUCAUGAAAAAGCACUUAGAUUGUUCUGUGAGAUGAGAACAGCAGGGAUCUAUCCAGACCAAUUCGUAAUUGCCAGCGUUUUGAUUGCCUGUGCAGAGCUGACAGUUUUGGAGUUUGGCCAACAAAUUCAUGCAAACUUUAUUAAGUCCGGCCUUCAAGCAUCCUUAUCAGUAGAUAAUUCAUUUGUGACUAUGUAUGCAAAAUGUGGGUGCAUAGAAGACGCCAAUAGAGUUUUUGACUCUAUGCAAGUUCAAAAUGUGAUUACUUGGACAGCUUUAAUAGUUGGUUAUGCCCAGAACGGUAGAGGAAAGGAAUCCCUAAAAUUUUAUAAUCAAAUGAUUGCAACUGGCACACAACCGGACUUCAUUACUUUUAUUGGCUUAUUAUUUGCUUGUAGCCAUGCUGGUCUUCUGGAAAAAGGUCAAUACUACUUCGAAUCGAUGAAUAGGGUUUAUGGAAUACAACCAGGUCCUGAGCACUAUGCAUGUAUGAUUGACCUCUUGGGGCGCUCAGGGAAGCUUAAGGAGGCUGAGGCAUUAGUUAAUCAAAUGGUUGUGGAACCAGAUGGAACUGUAUGGAAGGCACUACUUUCUGCAUGCAGAGUACAUGGGAACAUAGAACUGGGAGAGAGGGCAGCAACAAACCUAUUUAAAAUGGAGCCUUUAAAUGCUGUGCCUUAUGUUCAGUUAUCUAACAUGUAUUCUGCAGCUGCUAGAUGGGAAGAUGCUGCAAGAAUCAGAAGAUUGAUGAAAUCAAAGGGAAUUCUUAAGGAGCCUGGAUGCAGCUGGAUUGAGAUGAACAGCCAAGUGCAUACAUUUAUGUCUGAAGAUAGAAGCCAUUCAAGGACAGCUGAAAUUUAUUCCAAAAUCGAUGAGAUCAUGAUGUUGAUCAAGGAAGCUGGAUACGUCGCAGAUAUGAACUUCGCACUUCAUGACAUGGAAAAAGAGGGUAAGGAGCUUGGCCUAGCGUAUCACAGUGAAAAGUUGGCUGUUGCUUUUGGGCUCCUCACCACACCACUAGGAGCACCAAUCCGAAUUUUUAAGAAUCUCCGGGUUUGUGGAGAUUGCCAUAAUGCAAUGAAAUAUAUAUCAAAGGUUUUUCUCCGACAUAUUAUACUAAGGGAUUCAAACUGUUUUCAUCAUUUCAAAGAAGGGAACUGUUCUUGUGACGACUAUUGGUAGAAGGUUCAUUAGUUAACAUCAAAUGGCUGGUUUGUCGUGCUCUUCUUGAAGACCGUCAAGUGCACUUCAAAGAUGAAACUUGAAGCUGCUGAAACCCGGAUAAGCAAUAGACCCCAAACCUAUGACAGUCAAGUGAACACAGACUUAAAUGGUAAUAUAUGAACUUUCCCAUCUCAUACUCUUAUGUGAUGUGUUUUCUGUAAGAGCCUAACUUCUGCAUCUACGAGUGUGGCUUGCAUCUCAUAAGCCUCUUCAGAAAUUCGCGUACCUUGAAAGUGACUGGCUUGCAGACUAUAGGGAAUUAUGUUCGUCAGUCGUGUAUGAGAAUUCAAACCUCUCAUGUACUGCAUAAAGAGAUCUCCUCCUCAUCCAAUUGUCUUAGAUAAUGCAAACCAUUUUCUACCUCCAUCAAAUCAGCUCAUCAGGAUUCUGAAUCACUACACCUUGAGUACAGGAUUUCUUGAAAAUACAGGAUCGGAGAUUCUAAUAAGACAAUGAACAUGCGGAAAUAUAUUGUUUGUUGUAUGUAAUAUUCCAUCCAGAAAGCGGAGCUCUUAACAAUUUCGAAUUCAAAAACCAUUUUGUAGUUCUAUGUCUAUCUGAGAUUUAAGCCUCUUCAGAAACCUCUUACAUCAUAAGCCUCUUCAGAAAUUCGCGUACCUUGAAAGUGACUGGCAGCUGCUAAUCUCAAAGCUUAAAGAACCUCAAUGUGACCUUCCUAGCAAGAUCAGGCUAUUUUGGAAGAGCAGGCUGUGGAGGUAAAUGGCCCAGAGAAAUCAGUUGCGGCCCAGCUGCAGAGCUGCAAGCCUUUGUUGAUCUCUAUUUUUGUGGUGCACUCAGGUAGGGGACGAAAAAUAUUUUUUUGUUUCACUCUAAAUUCAAUGACCUAUAAUAUAGAGGUAAUCUGGCACUAAAAUAUCCGUAUUAUUUCAGUCCAGUUUUGACCAUGAACGCAUUCUUGAUUGUCAUGGUAGAUUCGAUUCAACCACGAUAAUGUUUAACUUUGGUCG
Prunus persica (peach) is the source of this 3589-nucleotide messenger RNA. Its product is annotated as pentatricopeptide repeat-containing protein At2g03880, mitochondrial. Gene Ontology annotation, biological process: RNA modification. Gene Ontology annotation, molecular function: RNA binding; zinc ion binding; protein binding. The transcript is spliced from 2 exons. The coding region runs from base 147 to 2579 and encodes 810 amino acids. The record is from RefSeq and is a predicted model, not a curated record. Lineage: Eukaryota; Viridiplantae; Streptophyta; Magnoliopsida; Rosales; Rosaceae.